Molecule: messenger RNA, 2238 nt
Organism: Rhododendron vialii
Lineage: Eukaryota; Viridiplantae; Streptophyta; Magnoliopsida; Ericales; Ericaceae
Product: probable glycosyltransferase At5g11130
Exons: 8
Coding region: 67-1797 (576 amino acids)
Molecular function (GO): glycosyltransferase activity
Source: RefSeq, a predicted model, not a curated record
CCCAGCAGUUUAGCUUUGCUCGCCGCGGUUUCGAUUUUCUGCUGCAUCUCUUCCACCUCAAGACUUAUGAUCAAUCUACACAAAAACAACGACAAUCAUCUUGAUGUAAACGAUGCACCCACGAAACAAAUGAUCCUGAUUUCGCUUCCCAAACCCACUAGAAGCUCUGUUCUCGAACUUCACGUCUCGAAUGCUUCAGCCAAAGGUGAUCACGAAGCCGCGGAUGCCACGAACUACGAUAAAACGGAAGGAAUUCAGAGUCAAUUGGCAGAAGAAGUUCCAACCGCCCCGAAAGUCGAAGAAGAUGAUGAUGCCCCUGAUACCUCGGUCGACAAUAGAAGGGAAGAUGCUGAGAGUCAAUUGCCAGAACAAAGUCUAGCUGCUCCAAUUGAUGAUGAUGCCCCCGAUGCCUUGGACGACAGAAAGGAAAGAGUUGGUAGUCAAUUUCCAAAAGAAAGUCUAGCCGGUACAAAAGUUGAAGUUGUUGAGGAAGCCCAUGAUGACAAUAGAAAGGAAGGAACUCAGAGUCAAUUGUCGGAAGAAAGUUCAGCCUCUCCAAUAGUUGAUGAUGAAGCCCCUGAUGCCUUGGACAAUAAUAGGGAAGAAACUCAAAUUCAAUUGACCGAAGAAAGUUCAGACUCUCCAAUAGUCGAAGUUGAUGAUGAAUCCCCUGAUACCUUGGACAAUAGGAGGGAAGAAACUCAGAGUCAACUGCCAGAAGAAAGCCUAGAUGCUCCAAUAGGAAACUCCCUCAACGACGACGAUGUGUACCAUGACGACGAUCUCUUUUUCGAACAUUACAAGGAAAUGAACAGGAGUUUGAAAAUCUACGUUUACCCCCACAGCCCGAACGAGCCCUUCGCCAACGUGCUCCUACCGGUGGCUUACGAACCGGGGGGAAACUACGCCAGCGAAAGUUACUUCAAAAAGGCCCUCAUGAAAAGCCAUUUCGUUACCGAGGACCCCUCCGACGCAGACUUCUUCUUCUUACCUUUCUCCAUUACCGAGAUGAGGUUCGACAAGAGGAUUAACGUGGGCGGGAUCCAGAGUUUUGUGAGAGAGUACGUCUCCGGCAUUCAACAGAAAUACCCUUUCUGGAACAGGAGUGGCGGGGCUGAUCAUUUCUACGUGGCCUGUCAUUCUGUUGGGAAAAUAGCCAUGGCAAAGGCUGCUGAAGUUAAGGACAAUGCCAUCCAAGUGGUGUGCUCUUCGAAUUACGCUGCGGAAGCGUAUCUGCCUCACAAGGAUGUUUCUUUGCCUCAGAUUUGGCCGCGAAAAGCGAAUCCUCCACAAGAUGAACCACCAAAAAGGGAGAGGCUGGCCUUUUACGCCGGAGCAAGGAACUCCCAGGCGCGAAAAUACCUCGUCGAAACAUGGCAAAACGACUCGGACAUCUUCGCCCACGCCGGCCGCCUCAGCACCCCUUACGAAACAGAGUUCCUCAGGAGCAAGUUCUGCUUCCACGUCAAAGGCUACGAAGUCAACAACGCCCGGAUCGGCGACGCCCUAUACCACGGCUGCGUCCCCGUGAUCUUGGCCGACCACUACGACCUCCCGUUCGGGGACAUCCUGAACUGGAAGAGCUUCUCUGUCGUUGUCGAAACAAGGGAUAUUCCACUGAUGAAGAGUAUCUUGAAAGGCGUUGGGGGUGAGGAAUAUUUGAGGCUGCAGAAGAAUGUUGAAAAGGUGAGCAAACAUUUCCAGUGGCAUGGGGAACCAGUCGAGUAUGAUGCUUUCCACAUGGUUAUGUACGAGUUGUGGCUUCGAAGAAAUUACGUGAGGGUUCCGCUGUCUUGAAUAGGAGCGGAACCUUCGCAUGGGGUAUAAGUCGCACGAACGAACCCACAAUUGUCACAAGCAGCAUCUCUCACUUCUGCCGUAUUAUUGAAGGGAUCGAAUGAGAGAGAAUCGUUACGUGUGAUAAAAAGGGUAUGCCUAUAAUAAUAUAUAUCGUUCUGGUGAUGGAGCACCAGAAUGAUGUGAUGGAGCACCAGAAUGAUAUGUUUCGGCGGACUUUAAUAAGCUUGGAGGGUUCGCAGCUUUUCGAUUUUUUUUUUGGUAAAUUUCUCUUUUUGUAAUGUCUGGGUUGAUAUGGGUUUUGGGGUUUCAUCCCUGGAUUAUGGUGGGGGGUACAGUUUACAAGGGCUAGUUGAGAGACACAAAAAAUAUGCUCAUUGACGCAUGUAUAUACCACACAUUCUUCACAGGUUAAACAAUGAAAUAAUAACCCUUCUCUUU